Drepanopeziza brunnea f. sp. 'multigermtubi' MB_m1 is the source of this 399-nucleotide messenger RNA. RefSeq lists its product as uncharacterized. Lineage: Eukaryota; Fungi; Ascomycota; Leotiomycetes; Helotiales; Drepanopezizaceae. The record is from RefSeq and is a predicted model, not a curated record.
AUGACUGGAUCAAGAGGCGGUGAGCUAGUCCUGUGGCUGGGCCGGGCCGACCUUUUUGCGGCGUCGGAUAUACCCCUCCAUCGCAGACUUCAACCAAAUUCUACUGCAGAAACCACACUCCCGAUCCCAAAACAAAAUCCUCCCGACCAAUCCCAAACCGAAGAAAUGGGAAACGGAGCAAAAGCAGCCUCGAAGCGCGACCGCAAGGGCGAGACCAAGGUCGUCGCCAAGUCGCAGCUCAAGGUCAACGAGAAAGCGAUGGACAUCCAGUGUGUCAUCUGCAAGUCCACGUUCCUGAAGACUUCGCGCGCCCCAGCUCUGACCGAUCAUGCCACCAACAAGCAUAGCAAGACUCUCACGGAGUGCUUCCCGACUUUCGUUGCGGCUCCGGCGAAGUAG